Homalodisca vitripennis (glassy-winged sharpshooter) is the source of this 1619-nucleotide messenger RNA. RefSeq lists its product as uncharacterized. Lineage: Eukaryota; Metazoa; Arthropoda; Insecta; Hemiptera; Cicadellidae. The coding region runs from base 710 to 1372 and encodes 220 amino acids. The record is from RefSeq and is a predicted model, not a curated record. The transcript is spliced from 2 exons.
UAUUCCAGUUGGUUAAAUGUGCUGUUCUUCACACGGCAUGGUAGAGUAGGCUAGGCUACUACACGCCAACUCGGCAUCACCUGUACAGUACUCACUUCUCUUCUGUAGACAUCUAGCUGGCACAGACACAUUAGUGAAAUGAUACAGGAACUUCCAGAUUGGUUGGAUAACUCUUUCUUGGCUUCAGCUCUACAGGGAGAAGAUGAUACUAAAGAAGUGACAGUUGUCAAGUUCUCUGCCACUCCAGCAGUAGCAGCAGGCAACAACUACACAAGUCAGCUGUAUAGGAUCACAGUGCAGUACACAAUCCCAGAGUUAGACCCCCAGGUUACCUCACUCAUUGUCAAAGCUCCGGUCACCAAGGGUGUGAUUGUAGAAAUUUCCCAUAAUAGAGAUUUCUUUAGCAAAGAACCCAAAAUUUAUAAUAAGGUAUUACCAUACCUACAUUCAAAAUCUGGCCAACAAUUUGGCCCUACAUAUUAUAACAGUAAUGUUAAAAAUGUAUUGGUUUUGAAAGAUAUAAGCAGAGAAGGUUAUGUCAUGUGUGACAGGUACAAAAAGCUAGAUUAUUCACAUUGUAAAUGUGUUUUUUAAAACUUUAGCUAAAUUUCAUGCAUCUUCAGUAGCUUGUUACAGAGAUGAUCCCAACCUAAUCAAGGAAGUCGGAGAAGAUUUUAUAUAUAAAACUAGUAAUGUAAAAAAGGAAGAAAUGGAAAUUUGGCUGCAAAGUUGUGUGAAAACUGCUGUAGAGAUUGUCAAUGGCAUCAGUGAUUGCAAAUCUGCAGUAGAAAUGUUUUUGAGUAGACUAAAUAGUGCAAACAUUGCAGAGUCAAUUGGAAUACUAAGCAACCCUAAGAAAGAGGGUUUGAAUGUUCUGAACCACGGAGAUCUCUGGAUCAACAACAUGUUGUUUAAACAUACUGAUUCUGGUGAUGUUGAGGAUGUGAAAUUCAUAGACUUCCAACUGUCAAAGUUCACCUCACCCAUGGUGGAUCUUCUAUACUUCAUGUGGACAAGUGCUAGUGAGGACGUGCGAGAGAGUAGGCAACAAGAACUCUACGAUGUAUACCUCCAAACUCUGAAUGAGAAACUCAAGGAACUUGGGUGUCCAGAGAGACUAUCAGAAGAGGAGUUUCACCAAGAUAUCAUAGCUGCCGCUGACUGGGUAAUUCUUGUCAUAUGUGGUACAUUACCGAUGAUGAUGUGUGAUGCAGAAGAUGUCAUAGACUUAGCAGAAGUAAAUAGAGAUGAUUUCACGAGUACCCAGCCAAGUGAGAAGAUACUGAAAAUGUACAAUAGCAAACAUUACAGAUCAACCCUCCCCAAUCUUAUGAGACAGUUUCACAGCUGGAUUUCUGUGUACAUGUCAUGAAAGUUAAUGAUAAUAAUUUUACAAGUAUUACCAAUUUUAGUACUAUAGUAAUACAAUCUUCAUGUAUACAAUUAUGCUUAGUAUAAUUUUUUUCUAGGAAAAGCUAUUAGCAGUAUUAAAAAUUAUUGAUAUGUUUCUUGUCUUAGACACUUGCCUUUUACAGUUAAGAAAAAUUAAUACUAUUAAUAUAUAAAAAUGUACAAAUAUUUAUUAAACAUAUCUUAAAUAAUAUUAUUAAACUAUUAUU